ACAUCAGGUUGCCAUUUCCAUUCUAUCAAUGAAGUUUGAUUUUUUUUUAGCAACAACAAUAAGAAAGUAGGGUGGAAUAAAAAACCUGGCCAAAUCGCUCUGAAACCAUUUCAAACCCAUCCCCAAUUUCAAAUAGACAUGAAAGGCAAUGGAGUGAGGAAACGACUGGAGCAAUGCUUGAGGAGGAAAGGAGUGGUUGGAUCUGGAGGCUCAAUCUCUGCUCUGAACACCAUGGAAGUUGCAAACCCUAAGAAACGCAAGCGGGACAACUCCAUCGCACUCGACAGUGACAACGACCUUUCUCUCUUAGAAGCCAUUAAGAAAUCUCAGAGCACCGUCGAUGUGUUGGACAUCUGCACCCUCAAAAAACUAGUCUUCUCCUUCAAGCGUCGAUUCAAAAAGAACAUCAAGGCUUGCGUCAAGUACCAAAACCAGUUGGAGCACUUUGCGGACUCCGAGGUAGACCUCCAUGACGACCUCUGAAAGCUCAAGAUCCUCGCUAAAGCCCUCGAGCUAUACCCCCAACCUUGUCAAUCUG
Molecule: messenger RNA, 538 nt
Organism: Rubroshorea leprosula
Lineage: Eukaryota; Viridiplantae; Streptophyta; Magnoliopsida; Malvales; Dipterocarpaceae
Source: the annotation of a GenBank genome assembly